Phycomyces blakesleeanus NRRL 1555(-) is the source of this 2264-nucleotide messenger RNA. RefSeq lists its product as hypothetical. The transcript has 7 exons. Gene Ontology annotation, cellular component: 90S preribosome; nucleolus; small-subunit processome. The coding region runs from base 1 to 2232 and encodes 743 amino acids. Lineage: Eukaryota; Fungi; Mucoromycota; Mucoromycetes; Mucorales; Phycomycetaceae. Gene Ontology annotation, biological process: endonucleolytic cleavage in 5'-ETS of tricistronic rRNA transcript (SSU-rRNA, 5.8S rRNA, LSU-rRNA); endonucleolytic cleavage to generate mature 5'-end of SSU-rRNA from (SSU-rRNA, 5.8S rRNA, LSU-rRNA). Gene Ontology annotation, molecular function: protein binding; U3 snoRNA binding. The record is from RefSeq and is a predicted model, not a curated record.
AUGGAAGACAACUCACGGAAUCUGAUGCUCAAGACGAGCUUCAAGUCUGUAAAGACUAUCGAAUCCAUCUACACAGGCGGCAAGGUCGACGUAACCGAAGACGAAUCGACUCUUAUUACAACUAUCAAUGAAGAUAUCGAUGUAACUGAAAUGGCUACCGGAAAGAAACUUCACCGUCUUUCAGGUGAUACUGAAAUUGUCACUACUCUGGCUGUCAAACCAGAUGGCAAACACCUCGUCAGUGCCAGUCGUAGUCUCAACAUGCGCAUCUGGGACAUGGCUACUGGAGAAUGUAUUCGUACCCUAAAGGCACACGAAGCCCCGAUCAUCGUGAUGGACAUUGAUCAAUCAUCGACAUUGGUUGCUACCGGUUCAGCCGACGCUACUGUCAAGGUUUGGGAUAUCGAUCGUGGAUUCUGCACACACAACUUCAAGGGUCACGGUGGUGUGGUCAGUGCAGUCAAAUUCCAUCACUACCAUGGAAAGUGGUACCUUGCCUCUGGUGCCGAUGAUUGUCAGGUCCGUAUUUGGGAUCUUCAGACACGCAAGUGUAUCGCUGUUUUGCAGAGCCAUGUCAGUGUCAUUCGUGGACUCUCUUUCUCAAAUGAUGGAGAGACUUUGAUUUCCGGUUCGCGUGAUAAGGUUGUAAAUGUGUGGGACUGGAAAAAGAAGGUUCUCAAGGCUACAUUCCCUAUCUACGAGACUCAGGAACUUGCAGCUGUGACCAACGAUCAAAACAUCUUGUUCUACUCUAUCAUAAACGGACUGGAGAGAGUGAAGCAAGUGGUCGGUUACAACGACGAGAUUGUGGAUAUUGCCUAUUUAGGAUCUGACGAGAAAUACUUGGCAGCCGCCACCAACAGCGAGCAGCUCCGAGUGUACAACGUAGAGACCCAGAACUGUGAUCUGGUAUAUGGUCACAAAGACAUGAUCAUUUGUAUCGACAGAUCCAACGACGGAAAUGUCCUUGUCACAGGCUCCAAAGACAAGACUGCCCGAGUGUGGAGAAUCGAUGUCGAUGCCGAACAUACGUCCCAAAAAUACGUCUGCGCUGGUGUGUGCGUAGGCCACACAGAAUCCGUGGGUGCGAUCGCAUUUGCUCGCAAAUCAACAAACUUUAUGAUCACAGGAAGUCAAGAUCGCACAAUCAAGUAUUGGAACUUGCGCGACAUUGACUUCUCAGGCCUGGCCCCUGCGUCUGGCGAUAAUGAUAAGAACAAACCUGAUGGUCAAGUAGAAGCUUCUGUUCGUUCGUUAUACACCCACCAAGCACACGAAAAAGACAUCAACUCUAUUUCAGUCGCACCAAACGACAAGGUGUUUGCGACCGGCUCGCAAGACAAGACUGCCAAGAUCUGGAAUGUCGACACAGGCGCACUUGUGGGUGUCUGCAAAGGUCACAAGCGUGGUGUCUGGUGCACCAAGUUCUCUCCUGUAGACCAAGUAUUGGCUACCAGUUCGAGUGACAAGACAGUCAAGAUCUGGAGUCUAAAAGACUUUACUUGUCUCAAGACAUUUGAAGGCCACACAAACUCGGUUUUGCGGGUUGAUUUCUUGACUGCUGGUCUUCAGCUUGUUUCCGCUGGUUCUGAUGGUCUGGUCAAGCUGUGGACGAUUAAGACAAACGAGUGUGUUGGCACCUUGGACAAUCACACUGAAAAGGUGUGGGCCCUGGCUAUCCGCAAAGACGAAAAGUUCAUUGCUUCUGGUGGUGCAGACUCUGUUGUAAACUUUUGGGAGGAUGUGACAUUGGAAGAACAAGAAGAUGAACUGAGAGAAAAGGAAGAAUUUAUUGUAAAGGAGCAAGAGUUGAAGAAUUUUAUGCACAAAAAGGAUUACUUGAAUGCCAUUCUUCUUGCCCUGUCACUCGAACAGCCUUUCCGCCUGUUGGGUAUGUUCCGUGAGGUGAUUGAGUCAAGGCCUGAGGGUGACGAGAGCAUCACCGGCUUGGCUUUGGUAGACAAGGUCUUGGGUGAUCUGACAGGCGAACCACUGGAAAAGCUGCUGCUCUAUAUCCGUGACUGGAACACCAACGCUAAACACUCAUAUGUGGCCCAGACAGUUCUUCAUGCUAUCUUGUCGUUGCAUAGCGCAGACGACCUGGUCAAGAUUGCAAAUGCCAAAGAACUGAUCGACGGUUUAUUACCUUACACAGAUCGCCACUACCAACGCAUGGACGAUUUGAUCACUCAAUCGUUCAUCAUAGAUUAUACAUUGCACGCCCAGGAAUAAAACAUAAAAAGCGUGCCAUUAUUUUUUUUUAU